This is a messenger RNA of Porites lobata, 5738 nucleotides long. The record is from the annotation of a GenBank genome assembly. NCBI's taxonomy places the organism in Eukaryota, Metazoa, Cnidaria, Anthozoa, Scleractinia, Poritidae.
GGACAAUUUCCAAGAUGGCUGCCGCGAGUUUGUCCUUGAAUGGCUGCACUGAAAUAGAAAAUUUACUGGCUUUCUGCAAAAUACCAAAGGAAAGAGUACGCAUAGAAGAAUCUGGACAUGCUUCCUCUACUAAGGUGUGGAUUUUUUUUUUUAGCUCCUGCAGUUUGGUUGAAAAUCAAAAUUGCCUUUCCACUUAAUUUGGCCCGUUUCAUAUAGUUAUAAUUAAGGUUUGUUAUAAGCGUCUGUCGUGUUUAGUGGAAUUUUAGGCCGAAAAUAGUUCAUAUAAUGAUUAUAACUAUAAAUGGUAGAAAGGUUAUAUAUUAAUUUAAUGACACAUAUAUUAGAAUACAUUUCAAAAAUAUAUUCUGAAUUAACCGGCCUGAAUUUUUUUUUUUUGACUCUUUUUUUUUUCAAAUUUUAGCAGGUUCUUAUGUAAAUGGGGUCAAAAGGUUCUUAAAUUUUUAUGUGACUGAAUUUAUUUUUAAGGUUUGUGCCUCUGACGUCUGAAACCAUUUUAAAAGCCAAUUAAUAAUCGCAUACUUCCCAGCACUCCCAGGAUAAAAAUCUCACGCCUACAUCUCAGAAAAAGUUGGCAGGUAUAUGUAUGGCUAAAGUUGAUCCAGCUUUUUUGCAUAACAUUUGAAACGGGCUUUAUUGUUAACCUGUGAGCAGUGGUUUCUGCAUGCUGGAACCUAUGGAACGUUUUCAAAGCCCAUUGAAGACUGGCAUAACUUAACAGGAAAUGAAGGUUCUUCACUCAAUCAGUCAGUAAACUGUCGACUUGAAAUAAGUUUUUUUUUGUUUAAUAAUGAGAUUCAAAUAAAUGACUUUGUAUGGGACUCAAAACUUCUGCUAAGGAAAGCAGGUUUUUAAAUAAGUGGUUCAGAUUUUUUCUUUGUUGAACAGAAACCAGCAAAAUUUUGGACAUUUUUUUCAAAAGUGCCAACAGAAAAUCCUCGAAGGUGUGGAACUGCAGAAAAGCAGCUCAUGCUCAUUUACAUCACAUCAAAUAACAAGAGAAUAACAAAAGAGCACAUUUGUUAGACUUGUUUUUUUUAGCACUCAAUUAAUUUUUUGCAAUUCUGUACCUCACUCAAAAAAUCAUUGUUGUUGUCUUGACUAACAGACCCUUCAAGGAUGGCUUGUUUUAGGAGUUAAGACAUUUAUUCACCUAUUUAUUUAGUAGCCUGAGAAACAGCCGACAUUUGUCGACGCUACCACUGGUUUCCCUGCCAAAUGAUGUCUGGGAAACGAGUGCAGAAAUUCCGUACUGAUGUUGCGUCCCUACCCAGAUCUGGGUAGUGCUUCUGAUUGGUUGUGCCGCGUGGGAAAUUUAUUUCAACCAAUCAGAAGCACUACCCAGAUCUGGGUAGUGAUGCAUCAUGAGUAUGAAAUUUCUGCGCUCAUUUCUCAGAUGUCAUUUGGUGGGGAAACCAGUGGUAGCAUCACCAAAUUAAUGUUGGCUGUUUUCUCAGGCUAUUUAUUUAGUAAUUAAAAAUUUAUUUUAGGUCCCAUCCCUGACUCUAAGUACUGGUCAAACAGUGCAUGGUGUGCGAACAGUGGCUUCUUAUCUUUCUGCCUUAUCAAGACAAACAUUGUUGGGUAACUCAGCUUUGGAGCAUGCUCAAGUUGAUCAGUGGCUAGAAUACUGGCAGCUUCAGUUAGAGAAAUACUUAAAUGAUACAACUCAAGUAUGCGGAGCUCUGAAGGUAAGAAUUUGCCACACAUCCUUAGCCUUUAUUUUAAGUAAAGAUCUUGGUGAAGUAGGUGUACUGGUAUUUUUCUCAAGAUGUUGUAGUUGAUAGAUUUUAUAAAUUUACAACAUUAGCUGCACAAACAAACAUUUAACCGAUGUGAAUUAUAUGAAGUCCAAAAAUCACAUGAAAGUUCAGUCCACGAGCAGUUUUACAGUGAAAUCUAGUCUCGCAUUCCUAGGAAGAAUAAAAUUUGAACUUGCAAUGUUGAGCUCAUUAUUGAUUUUAAUAUCCCAUUCUCCGGUUGAAGAAUCAAUACAAUGUAAUGAAAAAAAAUACGUGAUUCAAGAAUUGAAUUGUGACUGGAUUAAUAAGGCAUCAGUCUUCAAAGUGGCAAAGAGAAGUCAAUCUAUGUGAGGUGUAUUAAAACAAAUUAGUUUUGAAGUGACUUUACAAACCUUGAAAAUAUUAUUUACCUGUACUGUAACCUUAACCUGUGGAGCAUGACCGACUGUCCCCAAGACUGAAAUGAAUAAUCCAAGAUUUGAGUGAAAUCUUAAAACCAAUAGUGAACUCAACAUUAAAAUAAUCAAGUUCACUUUGUUUUCUUCCCAGGGAUGCUUGACCAGGUAAUUCACUGUAAAAUACUAACAAAACUAUGGGAAACGUGGUGCUUUCUAAAGCAGAGAUGUUUGAUCUGUUUCACUGAGAACUGACGGAAACCUGCCUGAUCAAAGUUCAAGGACUAAAAAAGAACUUGAAUUUCCAGUUUGUCUAGUGGACAAAUAACUCUUAUAUUUUGUGUCCAGCAUCAUUGCUUGCUUGUCUAAGGGUGUGUUUGAUUUACCAUAUUCCAGAAAUUACAUGGAAUAAGCUCUAGAAAUCACUUGUUUUGACAUUCAUUGCAUUGUAAUAUCUAGUAGUCUGUUUGAAAUAAAAUAUGUUGCAUUCAGUUAUAUUUCCAAAAUUUGGACAUAUACCUGCAUGCAACAUAUUUAAUAUUGCUCAGUACAAGAGACUUGUCACAAAACUUUUGUGUAUUCUUAUUCCGGAAUACAAUUAACUGAGCACACCCUCAGUUUACGUUGCUCAUUUGCAAGUGAGCUUUUAAAGUCACUUGCCCAACAAGAAAGGCUACUUGUCAGAGACCACUGGACGAGACCUUUUUUAAUCCCUAUAAACCCUGAAGUUUUUUGUUCAGGAAACUAUAAAGGUAACUUAAAUAUUCUUAUUCUUGUUCAGGAUCUUAACAAGUUCAUGUCUAAGAGAGUGUACCUUGUGGGUCAUGAGCUAACCCUAGCAGAUAUCAUGUUGUACUAUGCUUUGCAUCCUGUUAUGUUGGAAUUGACUGUGCAUGGGAAAGAACAACUCAUAAACUUAUCAAGGUGGUUCAAUCAGGUAUUGUUUCAUCCUCGGAGGUGGUUCAAUCAGGUAUUGUUUCAUCCUGCGGAUUGGGCACAAAAGUGCUUUGUAGACCCUCCUGAGUUCUUUUCGUGAGUUCGUACCGGCAUUGGCUAUUGUCAUGCCACACUUGCCUUGUUCGUUCACCAAAUUUGGGGCAGUCACCAAAGUUUGGGAUGCUAUCAGCAGAAGCAAAGGACAGAUCACAUGUAUCGAAAAAAGUUUUCAGUGAAGAGAAAGUCGAAUUAGCAAUAGCUUCACAAGGCAAAACAACAACUUUGCAUGUGCAUCAUGCUUUCUUGUACAUUUCUUUGCCGUCAACUGCACUACUACCCAUGAAAAUGCCUAAUUUCACGUUUUGUGAAGGACGUAAACAAGGAAUGACAAAAUUCAUUCUCUUCAUGAACUUGGAUAUGGUUAAUAGAAAUUCAGCUCCAGAAGAGUUCACUUGCAUUUGACAAAGUAAGCGAGUUGGAAUAAUCACGAUAGAGACUGAAAAAAUGUGUUGGAAUAAUCAACUGCACGAUAGAGAAAAUGCUGAAAAAGGACUUAAACAAGCAAUGACAAAAUUCAUUCUUUCAUGAACUUGGAUAUGGUUAAUAGAAAUUCAGCUGCAGAAGAGUUCACUUGCAUUUGACAAAGUAAGCGAGUUGGAAUAAUCACGACAGAGACUGAAAAAUGUGAAUUUUUUCCAAAAGCCAUCCCUCUUUUAAAAACUCCCUUGCGUCUGACGCAUGACCGAUGCAAGCGUGAAUACCUGUUGUAAGCUCAAGCUUAUAUUUUUGGAAAAGCGUCUUUAGUUUUCGGGCAGACAAUAUUUUGAAAUCAGAUGGGGAUUUUAUUUGCUGACUGCGUACAUUUCUUUGGUGCAUCCAGACAAGCCUUGAUCAAGACAAUAGCUGUCGUGUACGAACUCACGAAAAGAACUCAGGAGAAGCUGUUCGCCAAUUGGGCACAAUAAUACAAAGCAUUUUUUGUGCCCAAUCAGGAGCCGGCAUCCGCUUGAAUUUUUGGAAAUAGUUCGGUGAGAGUCACUACCCAGGGGCUCUUUUGCCCGUACUUGAAAACUUUCAUCCCGCCUUUUCUCCCAACCCGACCGACUGCCCCUGGGUCUCCGAGGAUGGUAUUGUUUCAACUAAUAUUAAUAGCGGAAGCGCAUGCAGCGGAGCACCAUGGGUAAGAAAAUUUGGUUAUCGAUGCAUCCAAGAAAUUUUGGUUCUGACAAAAUCGUCCGUAUGUAUAUCCGCCCCUUCAUGUAAGCUGGGGUGAAAUUUUGCACCCACCCGUUUUGGCAGUAAAUAGCAUAGCUACCCGAACUUAUAGAGAUAAAAAACAACAAUAGAAAAGCCAAUUCUUUCUUUCAACUUAAUUUUAAUGUCUACAGAUGCACAUUGACUUGGAUAACAGCGAAAGAGCUAGAGUGAGAGAGACCAAUUUUGUUGGAAGAAAAACAUGAACAUUUUGUAGCGCAUUGGGAAAAUGAGAAGUGGUAGUGGCCACCAAAGGGAAAAUGAGCGGCAGUAAGAAAAAGUGAACAAGAACACAUACAACAUUUCCUCCAUAAAACGUAUGCUGCUCAUGCAAAGUCAUCUUUUUUUUUACUAAAUUAGACCUACUGAUUUUUUUUGGCCGUUUUCUUAGCUGUUGCCGCUUAGCAUUACACUAUUAUAUAUUUUGUUUGAGUAAAUGAUGGAUAUUAAUGAGAGCUUUGCUUUUAGUGCUGGCCAAAUCUAUAUAUUAGAUCAUAAUAUUUAAAACUUGUGUGGUGGGUGUGGUUAGGGAGGCCAAGGCAUCUACAGUGUAAAAACAUCCCCUUGAUUUAGAGGUCAUUUUUGACAGUGCAUUCAAGUUACAGAAUGACUCAUAAUUUUUGGCAACGACUUGGAUAUGUUGCAAGACAGUGCAUUACCUAAACUCAGGAAAGAUGAUAAAGUACAACACUAUGGCCAAAUUCUAAAUCACAAGAGCCCAAAGGUGCCUUGUACCAGUAGGGAAUUUCAAGUGUCAUGAGUCUGAAAUAAGUAUGUGUUUUUUAAAGGAAAUUCAAUGUAGAACUCAUUAUAACCUAGCAUUAUAAUUAUAAUCACCAAUGAAAUACCAGGUGAGCUUUUGGGCAAAAACAUGAUAAUUAUCUUCACAUGUGAAAAUAACAUGUUAUUUUUGCAUAUGAAAAGAUCACUGUUGCUGUGGCUACAUAAUAAAUCGCACCUUUUGUAGCAAAAAAUAUUUAAGUGAAAUUUUUUGGCAUUUCAUUGGUGUUUAUAUAAUAAAUAGAACAUUGCAUGGCAUCUUGGAGACUCGUGAAAUAUUUUUCAACACUCAAAGAGAAAAUCUGUAUCUCUGCACGACCAUGUAAUAUCCUCUGUUUAGCGUAUGGUGCAAUAACAGUCUUCUUUUAUUAAUGUGAACUGUUUUAAAAAUUAAGUAAGUUCUUGAAAAGUCCCAAAAUUUUUCAGGAAGAUGUCAGUUGUCUACUCUUUAUCACAGUCAAAGUAUUUGUGAGAUGUAAAGGAUCAAUUUUCAAGGUUGUGACAAACAUCCUGAUGUACUUUUAUCUUUUUUGUGAUGUAGGUGCAGUGUUACCCAGGAGUCAGACAAUAUCUGCCAGAAGUCUCAUUCCUACGUAACACCCUCUAUGGCUGA